Messenger RNA from Solea senegalensis (Senegalese sole), 2596 nucleotides. It is a transcript of the gene rpn2, whose product is annotated as ribophorin II. The record is from RefSeq and is a predicted model, not a curated record. Gene Ontology annotation, biological process: protein N-linked glycosylation. Gene Ontology annotation, cellular component: membrane; oligosaccharyltransferase complex. NCBI's taxonomy places the organism in Eukaryota, Metazoa, Chordata, Actinopteri, Pleuronectiformes, Soleidae. Bases 63 to 1958 code for a protein of 631 amino acids. The transcript has 17 exons.
GAAACACCGGAAGCAGUCGUGGGUUUUGGUGACGCUGCAUUAGACUCAAUAGACUGCAAGACAUGGACCGGUCUCGACUGUACGGAUGGUUCCUCUUGAGCCUGACUCUAGCUGGAGCUCAGGCGGUCACACCGGCGCACCACCUCUCCCUGGCUGAUGUGGCCCGGCUACAGAACCUCCUGAGCCAACCGUUCACAGACCUGGAGUCCGCGUACCACUCAGUCAUUGGCCUCACCAAGCUCGGAGCGGCUGUUCCCGACCACGAUCAAGUGUGUCAGUUCAUCAAAUCCCAGCUCGACCCCACAAGUGUCGACUCCAUCUUCUUUGCUGCCGAAACCAGUCAAGCCAUAUCUGGAUGUGAGAUCCCUGUGUCCAACGAAACCCGUGACAUUCUCCUUGCAGCAGUGAGUGAAGACUCCUCCAUGACUCAGAUUCACCGAGCUGUGAGCGCACUCAGCUCUCUGGGACUUCCUGUGGUAUCUAAGGAGGUCAUUGGUGCCCUGACUGCUCGCAUCAACAAGGAGGACAAUGUUAUGGCUAUCACCUCGGCUCUGCUAACAGCUGCUCGCCUCCCUCAGCAGGCAGAAUUUGGAGGAAUACUCGAGGAAAUUGAGGAUCUGACAGCUCGUUUGGAUGACCUUGGUGGUGUCUACCUCCAGUUUGAAGAGGGACUUGAGGCAACUGCCACUUUUGUCACUGCUGCCUAUUCUCUGUCAGAUCAUGUGGACAUGGAGCCCCCUCUGAAGGAGGACCAGGUCAUCCAGCUGGUGAAUUCCAUCUUCAGCAAGAAAUCCUGGGACUCUUUGGCCGAGGCCUCCAGUGUAGCAAGUGCUGCUGCUGCUCUUUCCAGCAACCGUUUCCAUGUGCCAGUCAUUGUCAGUGCUCAGGGCCCAGCCACAGUGUCCCACAGCCAGCCGACUCUGCAGCUCCUGGUCACUGAUGUCAUGUCUCAGCCUCUGGCUUCAGCCAACGUGCUGGUGGAAUCUGCGUACGCUGUGGCCUCCAAGAGCAUCAUCCUCAGCCAAGCACCCUUCACACUUAAUGAUGGCGUCUUUGAAUUGAACUUCAUGUCCACUCAGCCCGCCAGUGGAUAUUACCAGUUUACCAUUGCAGUUGCUGGGGAUAGCCGACUGGUUGCUAAUCACAUUGAGCUUAAAGUAAAGGUGUCCACUGAGGUGGCAAUCAGCAACAUGGACCUCUCUGUGGUGGAUAAGGACCAGAGCAUUGGCACAAAGACCACCAGAGUGGACUUUCCUUCCAAAGCCAAGAUCCCCUUCACUGCAGACAGCCACCAGAACUUCGCCAUGUCCUUCCAGUUGGUUGACGUCAACACUGGAGUGGAACUAACUCCUCACCAGACUUUUGUGCGGCUGCACAACCAGAAAACUGGCCAAGAGGUCGUGUUUGUGGCUGAGCCCGACAGCAAGAAUCUGUACAAGUUUGAGUUGGACACAAUGGAGCGUAAAUCUGAGUUUGACUCCAUCUCUGGUACCUACUCCCUGUACCUCAUUGUUGGUGAUGCUACCUUGGAGAAUCCCAUCUUAUGGCACAUGGCUGAUGUCAUUCUGAAGUUUUUGGAUGAAGAGGCUCCUGCUACCAUUCAGCCCAAGACUCUUUAUGUACCUAAACCAGAAAUCCAGCACUUGUUCAGAGAACCGGAGAAGAAACCUCCCACUGUUGUCUCCAACACCUUCACUGCACUCAUCCUGUCUCCCUUCCUGCUUCUGCUCAUCCUGUGGUUUAAGCUCGGAGCAAACAUCUCCAACUUCAGCUUCUCUCCCAGCACCAUUCUCUUCCAUGUAGGACACGCAGCCUUGCUCGGCCUGAUGUACGUUUACUGGACCCACCUGAACAUGUUCCAGACCCUGAAGUACCUGGCGAUUAUUGGCAGCAUAACUUUCCUAGCCGGGAACCGCAUGCUGGCACAGAAAGCUGUAAAGAGAAAUGAGAAAAAAUAAAAGCAAGGCACAAAUGAAUUAAAAGAAGACAUUGUCGAAGUUCGUUUUUUGUUUCCAAGGAUUCGGUCAUCAAAAUCAGACUUUGUCCAUGAUAUGGCAGUUCAAGAGUCCAGUCACCACUUUAAACAUGCAGUUUGUCUCUGUGUUGCCAGAUGGAAGAAAUUGAGACAUCACAGCAUCUCUGGGGGCGACACUCACUGACAGAUUCUCCCAGAGAGCUGUGAAGCUACUGAUCAUUGCACUUCAUCUUCCUGUGAGAUUUGUUCCGAUUGUCCAACAUACCCAUAUUUUGAAGUGAGCCGGGAUUUUGAUUUGUGGUAUUUUUUUUUAUUUUCUCAUCGAGUUGGGGUUCGUCUUUGUCUUUUUUUGUACAUUCCUCUUUGUUUUGACUCUGUGCCCAUUUUAUAUUCUAUUUUUCAGCUGAUAAAACACUGGCAGCAGCAGCACUCACACUUGGAUCAUUACUGACUUUGCCAGCGUGUUCACCAGUUAGGUGGCUCAAAGGAGCGCGAGUGUCUUAUUUGAUACAUUUGAGUUUUGGCCCCCGACCCCAGACAAAUUGUUAAUAAUUAAAUAUGGGCAAUUUGAGGAUGUGAUGUUUUUUGUAAUGACCAGGAAUAAAUAAAGAAAUUGAGGGU